Messenger RNA from Didymodactylos carnosus, 645 nucleotides. The record is from the annotation of a GenBank genome assembly. Lineage: Eukaryota; Metazoa; Rotifera; Eurotatoria; Philodinida; Philodinidae.
AUGCCAUUAGCUAAAGACUUAUUGCAUCCAACAAUCGAUGAGGAACGUCGAAAACACAAAUUGAAACGUUUAGUUCAAAGUCCAAAUUCAUAUUUUAUGGAUGUUAAAUGUCCGGGUUGUUAUAAAAUAACAACAGUAUUCAGUCAUGCACAAACUGUUGUUUUAUGUGUUGGCUGUAAUUACGUGUUAUGUUCACCAUCUGGAGGUAAAGCUCGUUUAACAGAAGGUUGUUCAUUUCGAAAAAAACGUGAUACACCAAUGGCAAGGAAAGAUGAUACGGAUCGUAAUUAAAUAAUAUCAACAACAACCAGUGACUAUGAAGAAAAAACCAAAAAAGAAAUAAUAACCACUGAUUAUGCCUUGCAAAUUUCAUUUAAUUAAACAACGAACGGAUAAUACCGUGUAUGUGUAUCGUGAAUUGUUUUGUGUUGCUGUUUUUUAUACAGAGAAAGAUUAAACGGUAUUUUCUUGUUAUUUAUUUUAUAUUGAGCUAUAAAGCAAAUGAUUAGUUUUGAGUUUAUUGAAUGAAUAAAUUUGCAAGCAUGGUCUAAUAAAUAGUUUAAAACAAUAUCGUUGAAUGAAAUACAAAGUGUACGGACUAAAAUUUCGGUUAAAAUAAGGGAGUAGGUAACAAAUUCAAUAUGU